CCAGCCCUGCUGCGGGGUGCUGGCGGCAGCCCCGGGCUGAGGUGAGGAGCCCGCUCCCGGCCAAGGCGUUGGCAGAGCGAAGCUUUGGGGCGCUGGCGUGCCUGUGCCGGCUGGAAUCGGGAGGCUGCUCCUGCCUCUGCCAAGUGCCAUGCCGCUGAGGUCAGAGCGCGGGCUUGAAAACCGAACCCACCGGCAGAACGGGAGCCGGACUGCCCCGGAGCGGAUGUCCGCGCCUGGAAGACCGAGCUCGGUACCAUGGCAGAGGCUUCAGGGAGUCCUUUGCCCCAGCCCAUCGUGAGGAGGAAAAAAAGCAUAUCUAUUGAGGAAAAAAUUGACAUCAUAAGCGCUGUGGAGAGCGGCAAGAAAAAGGCAGACAUCGCGGCCAAAUAUGGCAUAAAGAAGAACUCCUUGUCUUCAAUUAUGAAGAAUAAAGAAAAAGUUCUGGAAGCUUUUGAAUCUUUACGAUUUGAUCCUAAAAGAAAAAGACUAAGGACUGCUUUUUAUACUGACCUGGAGGAGGCACUGAUGAAGUGGUAUAGGAUUGCUCAGUGCCUGAACGUGCCGGUGAAUGGUCCGAUGUUGCGGCUCAAGGCUAAUGACUUUGCCCAGCAGCUGGGACACAGUGAUUUCAAAUGCAGUAAUGGUUGGCUCGAUCGUUUUAAGUCAAGGUACGGUUUGGUUUUCAGAGCUCCACCACCUGUAGAAGCAGCUGCUUCUACUGCAGUGGAUGCUCCAGCUCUUUGGUACCAAAACGUUCUCCAUUGUUAUUUAAAUGAUUAUCAGCCAAAAAAUAUAUUUUAUAUACAGGAGACUGGAUUGUUGUACCAGAUGUUACCACACAACACAUUUGCCUUUAAAGGGGAAACUUGUUCUGUAGGUAAACUAAGCAAAGAGAGAAUAACUGUAGUGGUGGGUACAAAUUUGGAUGGCUCUGAGAAGCUUCGUUUGCUCGUUAUAGGAAAAAGCAAAAAUCCACGCUGCUUCAAAGAUGUGAAGUCACUCCCUGUAGAUUAUGAAGCAAAUGAUAGGGCGUGGAUGACUCUGGAAGUGUUUGAACAGUGGGUGCAUAAGCUUGAUGACAGAUUUCAAGCAGAGCAGAGACGAGUGGUUAUUCUUGUUGAUUCUCUCCCUGCUCACGCAGAAGUGAAGAACCUGAAGUCUGUCAAGUUAGUGUUCUCUCCUCCAGGUGCUUCUUCAUUUACAGCUACAAAACAUGGAGCUGUCAGAAGCCUGAAGGUAAAAUACAGGCGCUGCCUUAUCAAGAAAUUUGUUGACUGUGUAGAAGGUAAUAAAGAGUUUAUGCUGACUCUUCUUGAUGCAAUUGAGAUGUUGCACCUGUGCUGGAGGACAGUGACACCAGAGACUGUUGUAAAAAGCUACAAUGAAACAGGAUUCAAAUGGGAAGCCAAUGAAAAUGGAAACCACAGAGAGGAUGAAGGUGAUUUCGAUUUGAUUGCACAUGCUCAGGCAGCUGGAGUGGAGUUCCCAGAAGGUUUAUCUUUGGAGGAAUAUGCAGCUCUAGAUGAUGGCUUGGCAACUUGUGAAAUGCCCACAAAUAAUGAAAGGAUGUAUGUCAAAGAAAGCACAUCAGAUAAAGCUGGGAUGUUUGUGGGUGAUGAAGAUGAGGAUGAAGGUGAUCGAUUUCAAGGAGCUCAACAGCCUUUACCAUCAAAACAUGAGGCUCUGAGUGCUUUAGAUACCCUUCGAAAGUUUCUCAGAAGCCAAGACACAAAUGAUUCUCUUCAUGAUUCCCUAGCUGAUCUGGAGAAUUUUAUUCAACAUGUAGUGUGUAAAUAA
Calypte anna (Anna's hummingbird) is the source of this 1797-nucleotide messenger RNA. It is a transcript of the gene TIGD4, whose product is annotated as tigger transposable element derived 4. Bases 256 to 1797 code for a protein of 513 amino acids. Gene Ontology annotation, molecular function: DNA binding. The transcript has a single exon. Gene Ontology annotation, cellular component: nucleus. NCBI's taxonomy places the organism in Eukaryota, Metazoa, Chordata, Aves, Apodiformes, Trochilidae. The record is from RefSeq and is a predicted model, not a curated record.